AUGUCGUCUGCCCCAUUACUGCGUGCUGCCCCCGGGAAACGAAUUGCAUUGCCUACUCGCGUAGAGCCCAAGGUUUUCUUUGCCAACGAGCGCACGUUCUUGUCGUGGCUCAAUUUCACAGUCAUUCUGGGUGGCCUGGCCGUUGGAUUGCUCAAUUUCGGCGACAGAGUUGGCCGCAUCUCCGCCACACUGUUCACGUUUGUCGCCAUGGGCACCAUGGCUUAUGCGCUAGUCACCUACCACUGGCGUGCCGCUGCCAUCCGGCGUCGCGGCUCCGGUCCCUAUGACGACCGCUUCGGGCCUACGAUGCUGUGCCUGUUUUUGCUAAUGGCCGUGGUAGUAAACUUCAUUCUGAGAAUGAGAGCCUAG
Wickerhamiella sorbophila is the source of this 369-nucleotide messenger RNA. Its product is annotated as Vacuolar transporter chaperone 1. The transcript has a single exon. NCBI's taxonomy places the organism in Eukaryota, Fungi, Ascomycota, Dipodascomycetes, Dipodascales, Trichomonascaceae. The coding region runs from base 1 to 369 and encodes 122 amino acids. Gene Ontology annotation, cellular component: vacuolar transporter chaperone complex; fungal-type vacuole membrane. The record is from RefSeq and is a predicted model, not a curated record.